Messenger RNA from Exophiala spinifera, 1026 nucleotides. RefSeq lists its product as uncharacterized. Bases 1 to 1026 code for a protein of 341 amino acids. Lineage: Eukaryota; Fungi; Ascomycota; Eurotiomycetes; Chaetothyriales; Herpotrichiellaceae. The transcript has a single exon. The record is from RefSeq and is a predicted model, not a curated record.
AUGUCUUCCUCAGAGCCACCGGCUCAGCAUGGUCUCGAAUCCAGGCUCGAGACUCUCCGGAAAGCAUACGCAGACCUCCAGGAAGAGAAUGUCAAGCUCCAGAAGAAGAAUGAUAUGUUGGUCCACGAGGUAUCAACACUCAGAGAAUUUUGUCUUCAGAACGGCCUGGCACCGAAAUGGGAGAACGACAAGAGUAACGAGACGGACGAUGCUGACGACGACGACGACGACGACGAGGAGGAGGAGGAGGAGGAGGAGGAGGAGGAGGAGGACCACUUGACCUUGGCUGUACCGUCAACGCCACCAUCCACGCCCACACAUCACUAUCCUCCACAAAGGCCUCGCGCUCGAGAUCCGCGACUAGUCGAGCUAGGUGUGACGUUCCAGAUAAUCCCUGCCAACGGCACUGGAGAGACAGAACACACCACGCAUAGCUUCCAACUCAACGCUGCCGAGUGCUCCUCAAUCCGACAGUUCUGUCAGCGAGUGGCCCAUGCGAUUCCAGAAGAAUGUACAGGAAAAGCAGAACUGACAGGUGCUCCACAGUCAGACUCGGCCUCAGAGCCAGAGUCAGGGCCAGAGCCAAUGAGCGUACCAGAUGGAAAAGCAGAACCGGAAGCUGAAGCGAGUAGGGCACCACCACCACCACCACCACCACCACCACCAUCAUCAUCAUCAUCAUCAGGAGAACAAGAAGAAGUGAUCAGCCCCGAGUUCUCUGCUCAAAUCAAAUCCACCUUCUACCCACCUCUCAGCGCCACGCGCUUCUACCCAGAUCUCUCGCGGGCCACCAUCAAGCUCGAGGAGGACGGACACGUGGCCGAAUUCACAGUGACACCCACGACGCUGGACAAGGUGACCCCGUGGCCCGAAUUGCAGUACCAUGCGUGGUACGAGAGGAACAUAGUGCGAGGAAGGGGCGACAAGGCCGAGUACAUGGUGAACGUCAAGAUGAGAGAAUGUGGAAGUGGAUCCCAGAAAACUCAAUGCGUUGGUCGUGGGUCAAGGCCACCAGAGUCUCUUUGA